CAUUGGAACUUUUGUAUAAAUAUGCAAUGUGGUAUUGUAGUAGGUAAAUUAGUAUCAACUAUAAAAAAGUUUCAUCCUUCAAACAACUACUCCAAAUCACCAAGAAAUUUCAAACAUUUCAUAUUUUUCUAGUUUGGUUUUCUCCUUUAGUGCAUCAAGUUUGUUGAUUUAAGCCAAGUAUACAUGUAUAUUGAUUGAUGCAAGAUGACCAUGAAGAAGAUUACAUGGAAAUCAGUCAUCUUCACUUGUUCCAAUAAGAGUAAGAGCUCCUCUUUGCCGGAAUCCGAUAUCAUCGAUAAACAAGUUGUGAAACAAUUAGCUUCAUUUCAGAGGCUAUCUCUCUCGGAUUUAAGCAAUCCCAGUUCACCACUAUCUGCAGAUGAUCUAUCAAAUUCUGUCAUUGGCUCAAAGCUUCAUGUUUUCACACUUGCGGAGCUGAGAAUAGUGACUGCGAAUUUCUCCAGGAGUAAUAUGCUCGGCGAAGGCGGGUUCGGACCUGUGUACAAGGGAUUUGUUGAUGACAAGAUGAAGCCGGGGUUGAAGGCUCAGCCUGUUGCUGUUAAGGCUCUGGAUUUGGAUGGAUUGCAAGGCCAUAAAGAGUGGAUGGCAGAAAUAAUCUUUCUUGGCCAACUGAGGCAUCCCCAUCUUGUUAAGUUGAUAGGAUACUGCUGGGAGGAUGAACACAGACUCCUGGUUUAUGAAUACAUGGCUAGAGGCAGCUUGGAAAACCAACUCUUCAAAAGAUAUUCAGCAGCCUUGCCAUGGUCAACCCGGAUGAAAAUCGCUCUAGGGGCCGCCAAGGGCCUAGCCUUUUUACACGAAGAAGAUAAACCAGUGAUAUACCGAGACUUCAAAACAUCAAAUAUUUUGUUGGAUGCUGAUUACACCGCAAAACUCUCAGAUUUUGGGCUUGCAAAAGAUGGCCCAGAAGGAGAAGAAACACACGUGAUAACACGUGUAAUGGGCACACAAGGUUAUGCUGCUCCUGAGUAUGUCAUGACUGGUCACUUGACGACGAUGAGUGAUGUCUAUAGUUUUGGAGUAGUUUUAUUAGAGUUGUUGACGGGUAAACGGGCUAUGGAUAACACCCGCUCCGGUCGUGAACAGAGCCUUGUGGAAUGGGCAAGGCCUCUAAUGAAGGACCCAAGGAAGCUUGAAAGGCUGAUAGACCCAAGACUUGAAGGGCAAUUUUCUUCUACAGGAGCCCAAAAGGCAGUGGCACUGGCUUACAAAUGCUUGAGCCACCACCCAAAGCCUAGACCUUCAAUGAGUGAAGUGGUCAAAGCGUUGGAGUCCCUUCAGGACUUCCAGGAUUCAUUUGUUGGACCAUUUGUGUAUGUUGUGCCAAAUGAAAAUGAUAGCAAGGAGAAUUUUGCAAAAGGGAAAGAAGUGACAAGAAUAAAAGAAAAGGAUUCUAGUGAAGAAAAUGGACAGCGUAAUCAUGUCAGUUGGAGACAUCGGGUCAAGCUGCCCAUGUCUAUGAUAACUUACUCAGAUUCUGGUUUGUAUAAGAAAUUUGUACAUAGUUUAAACUCUCCUAAUCACCACAAGGAAAAAGGGAGGGACAAGUAAGACUAUGAGUUCACUAUAUUUUAAAUCAGUAUAUAAGAAUUACAAGAAGAAUAAGUGUUUGUGAAAAUUAAUUAAGUUGAUUGAUUAUUUUUUUAGUAUUUGAAUAGGGUAUCCUGUAAACUAAAGGUAUACGCCAUAAGGCAAGGCCUGAAGAGUGCCAAGCUGCUUAUAAUUUCUUUUAUAUAAUUUUGUUGUAUCAUUUGAUUCUUGGGAAUAUAUGCAAAUGCAAG
Molecule: messenger RNA, 1802 nt
Organism: Pistacia vera
Lineage: Eukaryota; Viridiplantae; Streptophyta; Magnoliopsida; Sapindales; Anacardiaceae
Product: probable serine/threonine-protein kinase PBL12
Exons: 5
Coding region: 205-1572 (455 amino acids)
Biological process (GO): protein phosphorylation
Molecular function (GO): ATP binding; protein kinase activity
Source: RefSeq, a predicted model, not a curated record